Parnassius mnemosyne (clouded apollo) is the source of this 3815-nucleotide messenger RNA. NCBI's taxonomy places the organism in Eukaryota, Metazoa, Arthropoda, Insecta, Lepidoptera, Papilionidae. The record is from the annotation of a GenBank genome assembly.
AGUGUGAGCGUGCGUGUGUGUCUGUGUGUGAGCUGCAAAGUGCCUUAUAGCGAUUGCUUCUUGUCCUAUAUUUCUUAGUCGAAUCUAUUCUCUAUAUCUUUUUGUACUCGAAAUUGCAAAUAAUUAACAUUAAAGUAUAUAAAUAAUUAAUAAAAAUGAACAAUCGUCGUUUUAAAUAAUAGAUUUUCUAACAUUUGCUUUAUAAAUACUUUAUCUAUUGUAAAGCCUGACCAGGAUUGUAUGAGGUGCGGCCAUAUUUCGAAAUUUCGUUGGAGCUAAUAAUUUUUAAAGUUACCUGUAUCACGUAUGUGUCAUCGCCGUAAACGUUUCAUUUAUAAGAAAAGAUUGAUAACUAUUCGUAUUAUAAUAUAUAAAAAUAUUCUGAACAAUGGAUAUGAUAAGUGUUUGCAAGAAAAAGUGAAGUACUCGAUAGUAUUUUAAUAAAUGACUAUAAAAUAGCAUCUGAAUUAACAGACGGACGGCCUAACGAGAAUUACAACGCUACCAACCUACCCUUCGGCGACUUCUCAUAUCUGACAGAAAUGAUGUACAAUCCAUUGGCGUAUUCGUAUGGCGUGACCAGCGUGGAUCCAGACCGCAACGUGGACGCAGACCAGAGCAUGACCACAGAAACAUCUCACGAUAGGACCAUCGACGUGUCGGACUCCUCGUCCGACGAUGAAGACAGUUCCCGAGUGGAGCCGGAGGAAAACGUGCCGCCUGUUGCUAUGGAAACUCAGAUUAUGACCGUCGGUGACUGCCAGAUUGUAAAAUUGCCCCCAAACAACGAGGAGAAAGAGGACAAGACGGAUCAAGUACAGCCGGAAGCGAAUGUCGUGUCCUCAUCCACGCCCAGUUCGGUCACAAUUACUCCCAUAACCACAGUGGGCGAUUGUACUAUACGACCGGUGGAGAACACAUAAUAUGUACCCAUACUUUUGAUCUACCCCAUCCUUACGCCGACGGAAUAAGAACCGAAUGGAAAUCGUACGAACUUCAAUAAAUAUCCAAAAAUCUCGGAAAAUUAUUUUAUAUUUCUGCCAAAAAUAUGUUCGCAUAUUUCAAGUAUACUUGAACAAAACGAAAGUUAAAUAAUUCUAUAAAAAUAUAAAUAUAUAUUUUUUAAAUGCGAAAUAAAGCUGCAUGCAUGUGAAAUAUGUUUAUUUUUCUCUUCCGAAACUAUAUAGAAGUUCGUACUUGAUAGGAAUGCAAAAUAUUUACUGUAUUUGUCUCAUUCAUAUUUGAAUGUAAUUAAAAGACGAAGAGAAUCAUUAGUCUUCCUGCAAUCGGUUUCGGCAGAGUGGAAGCGAGAGUCCAUAUGGGGUAGAUCAUAAGGUUAAUGAGAUGGCAUUUGCUUUGAAAACUAAGCGUGUGACACACACAAAGUUUCCAAUCAUUCAUUUGUUCGUUCAUUCAUCAAAAGCCUAAUAAGGCACUUAGACUUAAGUAGCCUGAAAUGCGCCCGAUUCUCUUAUGAUAAUAUUAUGUGUAGAUGCGUGUUUCAAUAAUUUGCCAUUAACAGAAUUGCGAUAUAUUGUGUCGCAUUAUCUCUUUUGGUGAAUCAAAUCGAAACUCUUUUGAAUGUUUAAGAAUGGUAAUGUGUGUAUUGUAUAAGCGAAUAAAAAGUUUAACACUAAUUUUCGCAUAACUCACACGUGUUCACUUUAAUAUUAGGAUGUAUUUGCCUUGAUUGUUAUGCGUAGGAAAUGUGUUUGUAAGUCUUCCCAUAAACAAGAAAAUACGGAGAUACUGUAAUGGUUACAUUUAAAUCGGAACACAAAUGCUACCACGGUUAUGUUAGCGAAGUUUACGCGAGAUAAAAAUGUCGCAGUUAAACCGACUGUUGCAUUUAGAUUGGGGUUGAGAAAAAAUCGGAUGAGAGGAGGAAUCGGAGAAAUUACUGUAAAAUUAAGCUUUACUCAUCAGAACAAAUAUGGCAUCAGCACCGACACUUCUCGCGGAGAUAUUUUAGUGAUUGAUUAAUCUGAUAUAAUAUAGCCAUAAUGAUAAAAGAAUAUUUAGUUUUAGGGUACUUUUACGUGCGUACUACGGUAUAUAACUAUAUAUUAUAUAUAUUAUAUUAUAAUAUGAUGCCAUAUUUUUCUAAUGUUAGAAUAACAGUGAUACUCAAUCACACAACAGGAACCGAACAAAGAAAUAGUCACUGAAUCGCAAACGGUCUGCAUGGAACUUUUUAGUACAUUAGUAAAGAAGUCCAGAUUUAAAACGGAGACACUUAUAAAUGAAUAAAGGAAAUAUAAACUCUCACGCCCGUCACUCAGGGAGGUACUUCCAUUUGGUACAAUCCUGAACCACCCCUCGCUUCUUCCACGUUCAGAUAUUUAUACACAUACAUGCUUGUUGAUUUAAGGUACACUUAAGUUGAACCAUCUUUCAAUAUUUCGCCAAUUAAAUAAAAAAGUUAUAACAAAAUAUGGCAUCUUCUCUCGUCGUUAACAUAUAUUUACAAAGAUAGAAAAUGUUGACUUGUGGUAUCGAAGAAAUCAGAAUAUACACAGUAGUAUAUUAGACUUUUAUUUGAUUAUUGCUCUUGUUUGACGACACCAUUGAAGAUGAUCCUCGUCGCAAGUCUGGGUAUUUUAUGUCAGACAUAUACAAUAUGGUAUACUGUCAGCUAUGGGAUGCCAUGUGAUUUCUUCUGGCUUUUGCCAUUCAGUGGAAGAAAUAGGUUGAUGGAGGUUCGUCCGUAUCUACACGAUAAAUUUUAUAAUUUUCACGUGAAACGAAGUGUUUAUAAAUGUGUUUAAUAUAUUUCAGACUGACAUCUAUUGCGUUAAUUUUUAAUAUUCUAAAUGCAAUAAACAAUUAAUAAAACUUUAUAGCUUUACAUUGAUUGAUGAUUAAAAAGUUGCAUAUCAAAAAUAUUUUUCUAAUAAAUAGAAUGUUUUAUUAAACCAAGUUUUCAUGCGGACCGUUUUGAUUGCAGAUAAACUAAAUUUAUAUAUCAUUGUAAUAUUUUGAGAUAUUCUACAUAGAGGUAGCAUAUUUACUAAUUAUCUUUAUAAUGGACAUAAGAGAUCAGUGUUUGUAUAGGAUUGUAUACUCUUGCCUUCAGUGUUUCUAUCCGUUUUGAUUUUGAGAUUAUGACAAGUCUAUUUGUUUGGAUUUGAUUUUUGUAAUAAAGUGGUUAUAUGUCGCAUUCCACGAAAACAUUUAAAUUAUUACAACAAUAAUGAGUUAUGGGUACACUGUAAACUAGCGCCUAUCGGACGUGUUUAUUGUAAUUCAAUCAUUUUUAAAUUGGAAUGAAAACAAAAAAAAUCAUAAAUUGUAUAGUGUAAGCACACGCUAUUUCGCCUUUCCAUGUCUUAAUAAUAUGUAUCAAUCUCUGUGAAUACUAGAUCGUAGGAUGUAGUGUCUUAGAUAAAACGUUUAUAUUCUAAAUUAUGAAAGUAAACUCGGCAACACCACACGAACAAGUGAUACGAUAUAAGCUACUUAUUUUUAGCAGAACAUUAUUGUAUGGAAUGUAAUAUUAUGACAUAUAUUUCUUUAAUCGAUUUUGCCUGUAAAAGUAAUGGUUAAUGUGUCUUAGUUGUAUGUGUAAUGUAAUACGCAAUAUUAUAAUGUAACCCCACGAGGUCUGACAGCUAUGUAGCCAAUUAAUAGGCUGUGAGACAGCCCUUAUUGGACUCGAUUUACAUCUCCAAUAGAAACAAACGUUCAGUUCCUUACGUUUCCCCUUAUAGUUGGAUCGCAAAUUGCACGCUUGAAUUCAGUCGGAGAAUGUAAUUUUUCUCGUUAUAAUAUCGAUGUCUUGAAAGUAUUAAAUCGCUACUAUAAAACCUCCUUUU